Thamnophis sirtalis is the source of this 1473-nucleotide messenger RNA. RefSeq names its product UBX domain protein 2A (gene UBXN2A). The record is from RefSeq and is a predicted model, not a curated record. Gene Ontology annotation, molecular function: ubiquitin binding. Gene Ontology annotation, cellular component: cytosol; nucleus. Lineage: Eukaryota; Metazoa; Chordata; Lepidosauria; Squamata; Natricidae. Gene Ontology annotation, biological process: autophagosome assembly; membrane fusion; proteasome-mediated ubiquitin-dependent protein catabolic process.
CAGCGUGGCGGCUGCCGGCUUCUUCCCCUUUGGGGAGGGGAAGUAGGUGGAAGAAAAUGCAAGAACUUGACAAGAUUGAAAUCUUGAAUCCAGAAUGGAUUUGCCAACUCAAAACUGAUGGCCAAAUUCAGAAUGGUACAAAGCAGAAUAAUUCUGAUGGUUGUGUUGAUAAACUUUUUGAAGAAGCUCAGAAAGUUGGGGCCAUAUGCUCAGAGCAGGCUACGGCCGAUACAAUUAUUACAUUAUGGAAAAAUGGUUUUACAAUAAAUGAUGGUGAACUCCGAAGUUACACAGAUGUUGCAAACCGGCGCUUCUUGGAUUCCAUUAAAAAGGGGGAGCUGCCUCACGAGUUACAGAAGAUCUGUGACAAAGAAGAGGUGGAUGUGAAAGUGGAUGAUAAGAAGGAUGAGUUAUAUACAUCACCGAAGGCAGUAUUUCAUCCUUUCUCUGGAGCAGGGUAUCGAUUGGGAAGUGCUACACCUAGAAUAAUUUCCAAAGUAAAAAAAAAAGGUGAAGAAACUGAAAAGAGAAAACCGACAGUAGUGCUAAAUAAUUCAGAACCUAUCACUAGAAUCCAGAUUUGGUUAGCAGAUGGAGCAAGGAUAGUACAAAACUUCAAUAUUUCUCAUCGAGUAAGCCACAUCAGAGACUUCAUAAUGGACUACCAGAGACAUCAAGGAAAAAGACCUUUCACACUGACUACUUCGCUUCCUUUUCAAGAAUUGCUGGAUGAAUCUCUCACACUAGAGGAAGCUAACUUAAAAAAUGCUGUUGUUGUGCAAAGACUUAAAAAUAAUACUGAGCCUUUCCGAAGUUUCUCUUCUUAGUAUUCUCUACCUAAAAGAAAGAACAAUUGCAGGAAAGGUCUUGGAAAUAUGGAAGACAAUAUCCAUACAAUAGGUCCCCCCCAGUUGUGAUUCUUUUAAUGUAGAAAUCCAACUUAGUUGAGUGAUUUUAACUUGAAUCACCUCCACUUAGGAAUAGCAAUAAUUCCUGUGUUUUAUAUGACAUCUCCAAUGCUGCUUUGAAAAGGCAUGCAAUGUAUGCUGAACUAAAGCCACCCCAAAGUUGUUUUCUAUAUUUUUGUUUGUUUGUUUGUUUGUUUUAAAUAGCUUGGCAGAAAGUAAUAGAGACAAUCCUACUGAUCUUGAACAUUUUUGUAAGUUUGAAGUUGAACAAAUUUUGAAAGCACAAUUUGACUUCAUUCUUGCUUACUUUUAUAUGUUAUAGUUUGAUAUAUUUUAUUCUAUCAAUGCUACAGUAUGAUAUUGACAUAACUUAAUAUAUAUAUUUAAUUUGUACAGAAAAUCUCCACAGGUUUUAAGCAUAGUGGCUGUUUCUUUUGAAAAUUUGCCUUCCAAUUUAUGUUUUAGGAUAUCAGAGGAGCAAAUGACUAAAGCAGCAUCAUGUAACAACCUCUUUCAUAUGUAUAUAACACACACACACACACACAUAUUAAAGAGUCAGAGUUUA